AUUUAUUCUGAUGAGGAUGCGUUGGUUGUGAGUGAAGAGGUAGAGAACGGAGUAGGCGGGCUUAGUGAUGGUCAUCUGCCAGACUGGGCAGGGAUGGUGGAAGAGGUCCAGUACAACAUCGUCACACUGCGAGAAAAGACGAAGCGUGUAGCAGCACUUCAGAGUAAUUUAGUACGUCGACCAUCACUGGAUGACAACGCUGAAGAGGAACGCCAACUAACUGCACACAACAAUGAGAUCAGAAGGACCCUUGAGAGAUGCCAGAUGUUGAUGAUCCAGAUAAAACAUGCAGCUGCCAGAGGUCGAGAAGAAACCUUAAACAAGAAUGUUGUUCGGGCACUUGGGUUUGCACUUCAGGAAGUAAAGAAUGAGUUCAUGACAACCUGCUCAGCCUUUACGAGUUCCAUGAACAACAUAAAAAAGACAAGUUCCUUUGUACAUGAGGGAGGAGGUGAUUAUGACAAUGAUUAUGGAACUUUUGAAGAUGGAUCCAAUUCUAAACACCAGGCAUGGACACAAGAGCAACUCAUGUUUCUGGCUGACAACACUCAUACAGUUCAGGAUCGGGAUCGGACAGUUCAGCAUAUAUUACAGUCUACAGUCCAACUGAAUCAACUCUUCCGGGACGUUGCACAGUUAGUUUCCGACCAGGGAACAAUUUUGGAUAGAAUAGACUUUAAUGUAGAGCAUGCUGCUCUCAAAGUCGAAGAUGGUGCCAAGCAGCUAAAGAAAGCAGAAAAUUAUCAGCGUAAGAACCGCAACAUGAAGUGCAUUUUAGGGCUUUCAGGCACAAUCAUUGUUCUGAUUAUUAUUUUGGUACUUGUCAAAACUUAACAGUGAUAAUGUAUUGUAUAACUUAUAUCUGUCAAAUAAAUUAUUGAUACUAGAAAUAAUGUAGGAUAUUCUAUUUUUCCAGUACAGUAUUGUGUUCUACUAAAGGUGAUACAAUUUAUAGAGCUAUGAAGGUAUUUUGCAUUAUGCAGAUAAUGGUGUCUAAUUAUUUCAGGAAGUUACCUUACAAGGAUUAAGAGAGGUUAGGCUUUAUAUCUGAAAUGUACCUUAUGGAAGAAAUUUGAUGCAAGGAAGAGCAUUUUUUGGUUUAAGAGUAUAUGAAUACCAAAAACUUAUUAAGUAACUUAAUAUUCCGUUAAUCUUACAAGGGGCCAGUAUAAGGGCUAUAUGAGAAUCUUUUUGGUUGGCAUUUAGUUGGACAGGCAUGUAAACACACAUCUUGGUGAAAUGUACAUGGUAUAUGGUUAAUGUUGUGACCUGUAGUACUGCUUAAUUUUUUAAACAGCACAAUUAAUAUUGUCUUUAGGCAGGAUGAUGUCUUUUCCAAUGUACUGAUUUUUAAAAUUAUUCUAUGGUGCAUGAAAUUCACCAUAUAGCCAAAUACCUUUUGGUGUUGGACAUUUUGCUAAACACUCUUUUUUUUCUUUUUUCUUCUGUGACUUUAUGGAAAUUUGAAGGUUACAGAGAUUAUCUUACCAAAAGUUUACAGAAUAUUAUGUUUGAACAAUAUGUGAUCACAGUACUUUGUUGCAUAUUGCUUGGGUAUCAAUAUAUCAGACAUAAGUGGGUUGGUAUGAUUCAGGUACGAUCAGUUUUAGGAUGAAUCUUCGGAUUCAUUAUAUUAAUAAUUAGAUACAUUUUAAUUCAUUACUGGUUUUCAUUCUUUGUAAAAAUAAGUCAUUAUUAAAGUCUUUAGCAAAGAAGUAAUUUUUUUUUUGGCCAAACAUGUACCAGCAUGUUUACAUAUUUUUUAUCUAUUUAAGACAGGCACAAGUCAUAACAUAACCCAUUGCCGCCAGAAACCUGUAGUUUUGUUUUGUGAAUUUUAUUUACACCUAAAUGACUCUCUACAGAUGCCCAACGCCAAGGAGUUAAUUAGUAGGUUAAAGUGACCUGCCCUAGUUUCCCUUUUCCUUGAGGGUUUUGGAAAAAUGCUCUUGUCUAAUAUUAUAAAUAUCAGUACUGUUACUACUGUUAUUAACUUAUAAUUAUAAUGAUGUUAUUAACAAUACUAAUAUCAAUAUAAAAUGUAAAAUAUUUUGAAAAUCAAGGAAAAUGGUCAUCAGGUGAGACAGGUAAAAUAGUAAUUGACUCCUUGGUGUCUAAGCACUUGUGGAGCCGUAUAUGUGGAAAUACAAUCAAUUUACUAAAAUUACACUGAAUAUGGCACUUAAGUAUGUAUCAUAACUGGCAGCAGUGGAUUGUGCUUAUGCUUAUUUGUGAAUACUAUCAGAAUUUAGUCUGUGUCAUUGGAUGGAAGUGUAACAUGUCCUUGAGAGUGUAAAAGCUGUAUAAAUAUCUUGCUAUUGCAGUGGCCUGGGAAACAAUAUCAUAUGAAUAGCCAAAUAUUCAAGAUUUCAAUUUAUAGAAACACUUGCAGUACAGUAUAAACUUUCGAUACUAUGGAAGGGAAAUGUGAAUUAUGUUAUUACAUUAAGUGGAUGUUGGAUUUGGCCAUACAUUUUCUGAAAAUGUUGUCCAUGCUUAUAAUAUACUGUGUUAAUGGAAGCAUUGUCUUGCAGCAUUUUAGCUUUAAUGCGCUAAGUCAGUCAAUUUUACAACACUAUUAUUGUGGUAAUUGCAGGCCACAUGUGUUGAUAUAAUUAUUAAAAUAGGUUCUUUCUUGCUUCUCUGUCACACAAGUAUAUAUUAAAUGACUGUGGUAACUUGCUGAAUCACUCGAGUAAUAUGCAGUACUCUUAUGAGUUUGGAUCAUUAACAAUAUGCUAAAAAAUGUACUAUAUUGAUGAUAUAUUUAUAUAUACAUGUUCACACAAAGCUUUAUUCAAUCUUGUUCUGUAAAUGUAAUGUUCUUAAAAUAUAUUGACUGAAGCUAGUUAAAAUGAUGUAGCUAUAGCUCUUUGUGGUGUGUAUGUGAAUUUGUACUGAAAGAAACAAUACUGUAUCCUAUGUAUUGCAAAUUGUUAAAUCUGUCAAUUUCAGAUGCUUUAUAAGUGAAAGAUAAUAAAAUCUUUAUUUAA
Messenger RNA from Penaeus chinensis, 2993 nucleotides. RefSeq names its product syntaxin-16-like (gene Syx16). Gene Ontology annotation, biological process: vesicle-mediated transport; vesicle fusion; intracellular protein transport. NCBI's taxonomy places the organism in Eukaryota, Metazoa, Arthropoda, Malacostraca, Decapoda, Penaeidae. The record is from RefSeq and is a predicted model, not a curated record. Gene Ontology annotation, cellular component: SNARE complex; membrane; endomembrane system. Gene Ontology annotation, molecular function: SNARE binding; SNAP receptor activity.